Molecule: messenger RNA, 1431 nt
Organism: Nematolebias whitei (Rio pearlfish)
Lineage: Eukaryota; Metazoa; Chordata; Actinopteri; Cyprinodontiformes; Rivulidae
Product: 5-hydroxytryptamine receptor 3E
Exons: 9
Coding region: 1-1431 (476 amino acids)
Biological process (GO): signal transduction; chemical synaptic transmission; monoatomic ion transmembrane transport
Cellular component (GO): neuron projection; membrane; synapse
Molecular function (GO): neurotransmitter receptor activity; extracellular ligand-gated monoatomic ion channel activity; transmembrane signaling receptor activity
Source: RefSeq, a predicted model, not a curated record
AUGAUUCCAUCUCUGCAGAGUUUCAGCUUCUCCUCUGGGUUACUCUUCAUGUCAGUGUCUGUGUGUUUCAGUAAGCUGGUUUGUAAAGAAAGCCAAAGCGGUCCAAGCUACGAGUCGGUGCAGGCUGUGUUUGACCUCCAGCCCUUUAGGCCAGUAGUGAACCUGAGCAGCCCCACCAUCACCAACCUCUCCUUCACCCUGUACGCCGUCCUCGGGGUGAAUGAAAAAGCUCAGAUACUUACUACCUUCUUGUGGCUGAGGCUGUUCUGGCACAAUGAGUUCUUGGAAUGGGACCCUGAUGAAUGCCAGGGAGUCACCAGGAUUUCUCUCCCUGUGAAGGAGCUGUGGACUCCAGACAUCAUUGUUUAUGAGUUCGUGGACGACGACGUCUCCCAGGCCUGUCCAUACGUUUAUGUCAACCACACAGGUCACAUUCGCUGGGACAGGAUGCUGCGUCUCGUCUCGGCCUGCAACCUGGAGAUCUUCAGUUUUCCUUUCGACGUGCAGAACUGCACGUUUACAUUUGGCUCUUACAUGCACACCAUACGUGAUGUGAGGCUCAGUCCAGCCCUGUCCUUCAGUGAGAUGUCGAGAAACUCAAAGAAAUACCUGGAAGCCAGUGGAGAGUGGGAGCUGGUGGACAUUGUGGGAGAAUCUUCCAUUCUGCAGUUUGGGAUAGACGAGUGGGACAUCAUCACCUUCUGGGUGGUGAUAAGGCGGAGUCCGGUGCUCUAUGUGGUCAACCUGCUGAUCCCCAGCUCCUUCCUCAUGCUGAUCGACAUCCUGUCCUUCUACCUGCCCCCUCACAGCGUCGACCGUGCCUCCUUCAAAAUGACUCUCAUCCUGGGUUACACCGUCUUCCUGCUCAUCAUGAACGACCUGCUGCCCAGCACAGCCAAUGGCACUCCCAUCAUUGGUAUCUAUUUCUCAGUGUGUCUGGCUCUCAUGGUCAUUAGUCUUCUGGAGACGGUCAUCAUUACCAACGUCCUUCAUCACAGCUCCAUGAAGUAUCAGAAAAUUCCAAACUGGGUUCGAGUUGUUAUCCUCAAGCAUAUAGCCAACCUGAUCUGUUACCGCUGGCCUGAAGAUGUCCGUCUGCCUGAUAAAACACAAGAGGAUAAACCUGAGAGCCCAAACGGCACCACGGGCCCAUGGGUCGUCCAACCAGUCAACCAAGGCCCUGACAGGCACACAGCCUGCAAUGGAGCUUAUCAGACAAUUUCUGUGCCGGAGCUGCAGCAGAUCUGCCAGUAUCUGAGGGAUCUUCGUUCUCACCUUAUCUCCAUGCAGAAGGAGAACGAGCUGCAGGACCAGUGGUGUCACGUGGGAUACGUCCUCGACCACCUGCUCUUCCGUAUCUACCUGCUGCUGAUCACCUGCUACGCCAUGGUCAUCAUCACCAUGUGGUGCAUCUGGAUCAGCCAGAGCUAA